UUAUUCUUUGAGAUAGUAGAAACAACAACAGGCUUAUUAAGUAAGUCGAUGAUAUUUCUAAUGAUUAAUUUCUGAACCCUGUGAUGUCGAUUAACAGUACAUUCAUAGCGGAACGAUCCAAAACAUCCAUUUCAACAUGGGGCCCUCCUGUUUUUGUUUGUGCUGGUCUACUAGCAGGAGUCUUAAUAUUAACAGCUGUGUAUCAUCGAUUAAAAAAGAUCCAGAAAAUGAGCACACAGUUCCACAAUGAAGCCCACUUCACGAUACCAAUAAUCCAUCCACAUCAACCUAUUGAAGAUAUUAAUGCUGCAAUUGUCCAACCUACUGAUGACAAUUACUUAAACCCUAGUCUAUACGAACGCGAAGACAACGAGUGCUCUCCUGGUGCACCCUACACAGGUCAAAGUCGACUCUGCUUCUCCACAGAAUAUGACAAAGAUACUGAAAAMCUGAAAGUAACGUUGAUAAGAGCAACUCGCCUAAUGCCAAAAGGCACCAACAUCACUACCACUCCUUACAUUAAACUCUGUUUGUUGCCUGAUAAAAGACGUAAAAUACAGUCACGAAUUCAACAUCGGACUUCCAAUCCUGAGUUUAAUGAAGAAUUUGUGUUUAUUGUACCCGAGCAUGAAUUGAACACAAGAACUCUAAGGCUCACUAUUUGUGAUUUCGAUCGAUUUUCGCGACAGCAAGUCAUCGGUCACGUGACAUAUCCRUUAAUAGACGUCGAAYUGAUAACAGGAGAAAAGAAGGAAGUAUGGAUGGAUAUCAUUGGUGAAGAGGAGACAAAGCCCACUCUUCACAAAGGAGAGUUACUGUUUUGCCUUCAGUUUCUACCGACGAUAAGUCGUUUGACAAUAGUUAUUAUGAAAGCAAGGAACUUGCAACUCGAUGGCGAGAAUAGCGAUCUUUACGCUUACGUGAAAAUCUCCAUGGUACUGGGCGGGAAAUCCUGCAAAAAGAAGAAAACAUCAGUCAACAAGAGAUCAAAUAGCCCARUUUAUAACGAAGCCUUCUCAUUCACWAUCCCACCAACUUGCCUCAGUCGUGUUAGCUUUAUCUUGUCAGUUAUAAGUGCACCGAGACUUGGUGGACAAAAGAAGCUGAUUGGAAGAUGCGUAGUUGGACCUUACAUGUACAGCACAGGGUCAGGAUUAGCGCACUGGAAUGAUAUGCUGCAUUCUACUCGCAGUGCUGUUGCACAAUGGCAUUCAUUGAUAUGAUCUCCACCCUUGGAACUGGCACAUUGGAAUAAAAUAUUUUUUUGCGAAAUUUAGGCCUAUGUUAUACGUCGAACUUCACAUAUGCCAAUUACAAUUCUUAUUUUAGUCGACAUUUAUUUACUUUGUACUUUACCCAUUACAAUUAAGUCAAUUUGGCUUUAAUAACGAUUUCGUUUAUUAAAAUAACAUCUUUAGUUGUAAAAACGGUUAAUAAAAGUACGUAAAUAAAACAACAAUGAGGGCUAUUCCUAUAUGUCCUUUUGGUCACAGCGAAAUACAUUUAUACGCGAAUAGUAUAAAUCCUAACCCACUUUCGAUAGGUCGCUUAUGUUUUUCAAUAUGGCGCGGAUAGCAUAGGCGAAUAAUUUAAAAAGGAACCAUUAGAUUUGACACGUGUGCGAUGCGACUGCCGCAUUGCUGUAUCUUCGGCGGUUUCAGUGGUAGAUUAUAUAAUUCAACAAGUGUCGAUUUCACGAUUUGUAAGCGGCAUCUGACAUGAAUUGUAUUCAGUACAUUCGACGUAUAACAUAGGCACAUAUUUAUUUACUWGAUUGCUCUUCUGACUAAAGCGGACGCAACAGGAAAAUUGAACGAUGACGUCUUUCUGACUACAACAGCAUGAUCAGUGUGAAACUUCAUACUUCAGUGAUAUUGUGUGACAAUAUCUUAUCAGUUCUUUGACUUCAGUUCAGUUUCAGUCCUUAAGUACUCUCGUGUUUUAGGGUUUCUCAGUACUUCGUUACUUCGACACUUCAGUCUGACUAUCUUUUGUGCACUGGCUUGUACACUACUUGUACACCAUUCUGGUACAGCACUUAAUAAUAAUAAUAAUGGAAACUUUAUUUGUUUAUAGAUUCAUACAGUUGAAAAUCUCACUACGUAUAGGCAAUUUACAACUGGCUACUUGAAUUGAUAAAAAAAUAUAUAUGAUAUAUGUAUAAUAAUAAUAAUAAUAAUAAUAAUAACGAAUUUCUGUUUAACAGACAACCAGAGUAGAGAUAUAAUUCAUACUGCUGGUGUUAAUUUAACUUAGAGUCGGCC
Messenger RNA from Exaiptasia diaphana, 2264 nucleotides. RefSeq names its product synaptotagmin-6. Gene Ontology annotation, biological process: regulation of dopamine secretion; regulation of calcium ion-dependent exocytosis; calcium-ion regulated exocytosis. The transcript has 6 exons. Gene Ontology annotation, molecular function: calcium-dependent phospholipid binding; phosphatidylserine binding; SNARE binding. The record is from RefSeq and is a predicted model, not a curated record. Lineage: Eukaryota; Metazoa; Cnidaria; Anthozoa; Actiniaria; Aiptasiidae. Bases 84 to 1223 code for a protein of 379 amino acids.